Messenger RNA from Dissoconium aciculare CBS 342.82, 1077 nucleotides. RefSeq names its product GroES-like protein. The record is from RefSeq and is a predicted model, not a curated record. Gene Ontology annotation, molecular function: oxidoreductase activity; zinc ion binding. Lineage: Eukaryota; Fungi; Ascomycota; Dothideomycetes; Mycosphaerellales; Dissoconiaceae. The transcript has a single exon. Bases 1 to 1077 code for a protein of 358 amino acids.
AUGUCCUCCCCGACCCAUCAACAAGCGAUCCGCUUCCUCCCCGGCGGCGGCCCCGCCGCCUCCAGUCUGGAACUCACCACGCUGCCCAAGCCCACCCCGGGGCCGACCGACCUCCUCAUCCAACUGCGCGCCUGCGCGAUCAACCCGAUCGAUACGAAAGUCCGCUCGGGGGCCUUCGCGUCGUCGUCGGAAAUCACCGGGUUCGACGGAGCAGGAAUCGUCGAAGCCCUCGGCUCCUCGGUGCGAGGGUUCGAUGUCGGCGACGAGGUGUACUUCUGCGGCGCCCUGGGCCGGCAGGGGACUAAUGCGCAGUAUGCCCUCGUCGAGCAUCGGGUCGUCGCGAGGAAGCCGCGGUGUCUGGGCUGGGCGGAGGCCGCGUGUGUGCCGCUCGUGACGUUGACGGCGUGGGAGCUGCUGGAGGAGCAUUUCGGGCUGGUGGCGCAGGGGGCCAUUGGAAAUGAUGAGGCGAGGCAGACGCAGGGGGGCAAGAGCAUUCUCAUCAUCAACGGCGCGGGCGGGGUCGGGUCGGCGGCGACGCAGCUCGCGAGGAGGGUCUUUGGGUUGGGCAGGGUGGUCGUCACGGCGAGUCGGCCCGAGACGGAGGAGCAUGUGCGGCGGAUGGGCGCGACCCAUGUCAUUUCGCACCGGGAGGAUCUCAAGAGGCAGUUGAAGGAGAAGGUCGGGAUCGAGAGCGUGGAGUAUAUCUUCAUCUGCCAUGGGACGAACCCGUACAUGUCUGUGGCCGUGGAUGUGGCGAGUCCCAAGGGGAAGAUUGGAAGUAUUGUCGAGGUGGUGGGCGAGAGGUUGGAUGGCAUGCAUUCGAUGGAGGCGUUCAUGAAGCAGUUGAGUUUCCAUUGGGAGGUGGUCCUUUCGAAGCCGGAGUACAAGUACGGAUUGGAGUCGCAGGGGGACAUACUCAACAGAGCGGCGAAAUUGUACGACGACGGGGUCCUGCUUUCGCUCAUGAGGGAGUCGGAUGUGCUCUCGGUGCAGAGUUUGAUCAAGGCUCACGAGAAGAUUGAGAGUGGAAGGACUAUUGGCAAGAUUGGUCUAGAGAUCGGAGAAAGCAUUCAGUAA